AUGGGAAAAACACUGGGCCUGGUCAGGGCCGUCUACAUGGUUUCGAUCUGCUGCGAUUCGUUUCGGUACGGUGAGGCGCAGAAGUCGACGAUAAACUCCAACUCGAACAGUUUGCUGCAGGCUGGAGCCUUCUUCUCCUGCUUCUUCGUCUGGCCCUUCACGGCUCGGUAUGGCCGUCGGUGGUCCAUCGCUCUCGCCUCGCUGAUCUUCUGCGUCGGCGCCAUCAUCCAGGUGAUUCCGACGCACUCGAUCGCCGCGUUCUACGUCGCGCGCGUGAUUAGCGGCAUCGGCGUCGGCAUGGCGACCGUCAUGGUGCCGAUGUUCAGUGCGGAGAUGGCGCCGAAGGAGAUCCGCGGACAACUGGGGAGUAUGUUUCAGUUCUUUUUCACGCUGGGGGUCAUGACGUCGUACUGGAUCGACUAUGCCGUCGAGAAGCAUGUUCCGCCGAGCGACCGGCAGUGGCAGAUCCCUGUGGGCUUGCAGUUGGUUCCAGGUGGGAUUCUGGGCAUCGGGAUGCUGUUUUUGAAGGAGAGUGUGCGGUGGCUGGCGAAGAAGGGGAGGCAUGAGGAGGCCAUGCAGUCGCUUGUGUGGAUCCGGGGAGGCGAGGAGACGGAGGAGGUUCGCGCGGAGAUGGCGGAGAUUCUGGGCGGUAUUCGCGCAGAAGAGCAGGCGACCGAGGGCGUGUCGUGGAAGGAGCUGCGCCAGCCUGCGAAUCGAUAUCGCAUGCUCAUCACCGUCACUAUUCAGAUCGGUGUCCAAUUAACGGGAAACACGUCUCUCGCAUACUACGCGCCUCAAAUCUUCAAAGCCGUCGGCGCCGGGCAAGACAGUCUGCUGAUCAGCGGCUUCUUCGGCGUCGUCAAGGUCGUCGCAUGCUUCAUCUUCGUCGUGUUCCUGGUCGAACGAAUCGGUCGGAAAUGGUCGCUCAUCAUGGGCGCCUUCGUCAUGGGCGCACUGAUGCUCAUCGUCGCCAUCCUGUCCAAGACCUUUCCCCCCGACCCCAACGCCACCAGCAUCGCCAGCCCCGGCGUCGCCUCCAUCGCCAUGGUCUACCUCGAAGCUAUGACGUACAACAUGUCCUGGGGCCCCGUGCCGUGGCUGUACAUGAGCGAGAUCUUCCCCAGCCGGAUCCGCGAGAUGGGCAUCGCCGUGGGCACCGCGACGCAGUGGCUGUUCAACUUCGUCUUCUCGCAGGCGACGCCCCACGCGGUCGAUAAUAUGGGGUGGCGGACGUUCUUGAUGUUUUGUAUCUUCAAUUGGGCGCUGGUGGUGUAUGCGUGGUUGUUUAUUAAGGAGACGACGGGGAAGUCGCUGGAGGAGAUGGAAGAAGUGUUCCAGUCCAAGGCGGUGUUGUUCCGCAAAGACGCCGGUCCGCACGAGGAGACGAUCGAGUCUGUGCAGGGGAAGAGCUGA
Molecule: messenger RNA, 1413 nt
Organism: Aspergillus steynii IBT 23096
Lineage: Eukaryota; Fungi; Ascomycota; Eurotiomycetes; Eurotiales; Aspergillaceae
Product: sugar porter family MFS transporter
Exons: 7
Coding region: 1-1413 (470 amino acids)
Biological process (GO): carbohydrate transport; transmembrane transport
Cellular component (GO): membrane
Molecular function (GO): carbohydrate:proton symporter activity
Source: RefSeq, a predicted model, not a curated record